UUUUUACUUCCGGUCGUUCCUGUCACAUGAAGCUAGUUCUCUGCUGGUAGACAUGCACUGAUUAAAAACACACACAAAAAGACUAUGACUUCGUCUGGUAACGGAAGAGGAUUGGAUGAAGAUAUGGACAAUCAAAUUGUACAGGCUGUGUGUGUAGAGGACGGGAUAGGGGUGGUGUCGGGGUCGAUCGGGAUGUCAGACUUCUCCGAUGAGAUCUUGUUAAGUAUCCUGCGCUAUGUCUCGACCUCUGACCUCGUGAAUAACGUUUCCCGGACCUGCCGCAAGCUACACACGCUCUGCUAUGACAAGACACUGCUGACCACGGUCACACUGUCUGAAGAAUACAUGGCAGAUGACGGCGCUAUUCGCCAGGUGCUGAAGCAUCUAUCCAAUCACGUGCAGUCCCUCAGCCUUAGCGGCUGCUAUUGGCUGUCGGGUUCUACCGUCGACCGCCUGAUUCGCUGUCGCUCCCUGGUGCGUCUGGACCUAUCCGGUUGUCGCGUCACCUCCCUGCGUCUGUCCCGCCUCCUCUCAUCCCUCCCCCUCCUCCGAUCUCUGGCUUUUGACGUGUCGCCUGGCUUCGACUCCGCCCAGCUGAGUGGGGAGGCCCGUGAUUCGCUGUCUCGGCUGUCGGAGCUGAGACAGACGGUCCUGACGCCCAGUUACGGGGUCGUUCCCUGCUGCUCCGGCCUCUUCAGUCUGCAGCUGCAGUUGGACAUACCUGACGUCACCAGGGAGGGUACCAGUAUGUGUUGCCAGUUGAUGAUGGGUCAGAGCAGUGUUCCUCACUACCAACAGCUGGAGGAGUUUACUGCCUGUCUGGCACCUGGAGAGGUGAACCAGACUCUACUCCUCCUCUACCUCGCUGUGUUCAGUGUUCGUGUUCCGGAGCGUCUCCGUUCCUUCCUGGUUUCAGUUCCUGGUCCGAACCCCGCCCACUGGCCUGCUGCGUCCUCAUUGGCCCAUAGCCUCGUUCAGCAUGGCGACCUGGAAGCCCUGCAGUUGCCUCGCUCCUGGUUGGACGCCACGUCACUAGGACGGGUCCUUCUUAGCAACGCUCCCAAGCACCUGAACUUCUCCCGUUGCCCCACGUUACGACAAACUGUCAUCCAAUCGCUGACUGGCACUGGAGUGAGAGACUCGACGCGAUUGGUCAGCCUGAAUCUUAGUGGUAUAGGCCACACCUCCAAUUAUCCAGAGUGCAGUAGAGCGCGGGGAGAGGAGGAGCUUGUUGCCGAGGCGAUGAGCCGGCUGGUUAUUUGCUGUCCCAAUCUGUCACACCUCAACCUGUUACACACGCACUAUCACCAUGACAACGCGCACACACCUGGGCUGGAGGCCGACACACACCUGUGUACCAGCCUGUCCAAACUCGCACACCUCCGGUCUCUGGCGCUGCCAGCGUGCUCCCUGUCGGACGGUUCACACCCUCACACACCGUCCCCGUCCCCUUCCCCUUCCUCUCUGCUGCUGGGACUGAGGAAGCCGUCCCGCGUGGGGCUCCAGACCUACAGGCCGGGCUCCGGGGACUCUCUCCCCAGGGAGGGCACCUCUGGGCUGGGUACCCUGUUGGCCGGCUGCCCCUGUCUGGAGGUUCUGGAGAUAACAGGACCGGGCUUCAUCUCCGCCCUGCCGCGUCUCGAGCCCUGUGCCAGGGUGUGUGUGGAUCAGAGGGCGUGUACGAACGCUCGCUGGGUGGGGGACGCGCACGUCGCGGCUCUCCGGGGGUUCCGGGGGCUGCGGAGGCUGACGCUGGCGGGGCUGCCGGGGGUCCUGAAGGGGACUGGGCUGGUACAGGUGGCUGAGCACUGCCGGGACCUACGGGCAUUAUCUCUGGCCAACCUGGGGUCCUUAAAGACCUGGAACUAUAGCGCCACCCUGCUGGACACACUGAGGAACUGCACCCAGCUCACACAGCUACGGUUGGAGCAGCCCUACCUGGUGUGUAACGGUGCAUUCUGGGAGGCGUUGUCAUGCUGUUCUCGUCUCCGCCGCCUCUGUCUCAUCUCGCGGAACGGAACCUUCCACCCCGCUGCCGUGGUUACCUUCAUGGAGUGUUGCCGUGACGUCAUGGUGUGUCACAUGUUCUUGGGCGGAACUCUGGUGGCGUGUCGGACGCUACAGAAAACACUGCUAGACCGGUGA
This is a messenger RNA of Oncorhynchus nerka (sockeye salmon), 2145 nucleotides long. RefSeq names its product F-box and leucine-rich repeat protein 18. Gene Ontology annotation, cellular component: cytoplasm. NCBI's taxonomy places the organism in Eukaryota, Metazoa, Chordata, Actinopteri, Salmoniformes, Salmonidae. Bases 85 to 2145 code for a protein of 686 amino acids. Gene Ontology annotation, biological process: SCF-dependent proteasomal ubiquitin-dependent protein catabolic process. The record is from RefSeq and is a predicted model, not a curated record. The transcript has 6 exons. Gene Ontology annotation, molecular function: protein binding.